Messenger RNA from Rhagoletis pomonella (apple maggot), 1231 nucleotides. RefSeq names its product UDP-glycosyltransferase UGT5-like. The record is from RefSeq and is a predicted model, not a curated record. NCBI's taxonomy places the organism in Eukaryota, Metazoa, Arthropoda, Insecta, Diptera, Tephritidae. Gene Ontology annotation, molecular function: UDP-glycosyltransferase activity. The annotation marks the transcript as partial. The transcript has 2 exons.
AUGCAAAUAUGGGACUCUUUCAAAUUUGUAAAAUUGGCUUUGAUGAUUUUAAUUUUUGCCAUUGAUUGCAUAGAGACCGCGAAAAUACUUGCAGUGUUUCCCUUUACGGGCCCUUCGCAGUAUUUAUGUGUACAACCGUAUUUGAAGACAUUGGUGGCGCGAGGGCAUGAAGUCACUUCGAUUUCGGCAUUUCCACAAAAAACACCAAUUACAAAUUUCCGUGACAUAGUUUUGAAUGGCGUACAUGACGAUCAUGAUGAAUUAGUUAUGGAUGUAAUUGACGAAAUGGCUGGUGGUAAAUUGAAGGAACUGCAUGCCGUAUGGGAUUACAUAAUGUUGGGCUCUUUGCUGGUUUUGGAAAACGAAGAAUUUCAGCAGCUACUACGCUCUAAAGAACAUUUCGAUCUCAUUAUUAUCGAAGUGUUCCUACAGGAAUCACUCUACGCAUUGGGCGAUCACUUUAACGCACCACUGAUUGGUGUCUCUACGUUUGGCUCAGAUAUAUCUAUCGACCAAUUGGUGGAUAAUAGUUCACCAUUAGCGUAUGUGCCAUCACCCACUGCCAGAAAAUUAGAUCAUAAGAAUUUCUAUCACCGAUUGUCUAAUUUAUACGUACACACAAUGGAGCUGGCAUAUACUCAUAUGAAAAUAAUUCCAGAUCAGCAGCGUUUGUACGAGAAAUACUUUCCGAAUGCCACCGCAGAUUUAAGUGAAGUACGUCGGGAUUUCUCACUGCUGCUGUUGAAUCAACAUUACUCAUUUAACUAUGCACGUCCGUUGGUGCCGAACGCUAUCGAAGUGGCUGGCAUGCAUAUUGAUCACAAACCCACACAACUACCAACUGACAUGGAAGCUUUCAUCAACGCUUCUCCGAAUGGCGCUAUAUACUUUUCGCUCGGUUCGAAUGUGAAGAGCGUGUUUCUACGAAAGGAAAAAUUAGAUGCCAUUAUGAAUGCUUUUGCCAAACUACCAGUGAAUGUUUUGUGGAAAUUUGAGAAAGAUGACUUACCUGGCAAGCCAAAGAAUGUUUACGUCAGCAAAUGGUUUCCACAACAGGAUAUACUCGCCCAUACCAAUGUGAAACUCUUCAUUACACACGGCGGCAUGCACAGCCUGCUCGAGGCGGUCUAUCAUGGCAAACCGGUCGUAGGUAUGUCCGUCUUCUUCGAUCAACAUAUGAAUGUGGCACGCGCUGUGGCAAAGGGUUUCGGUGUGAGUUUGAACUUUAGGG